AUGUCUCAUGAUCGACAAGUUUCUGUUGUUAGAAAUCGAACUAGAGAUGACAAUAGUGAUAGCGAUGAAGAUGAAAUGGAACUAAUUGCAAUAGUUAGUGGCUUUAUUAUGGUUGUAGUGGGAGCAUGGUUUGAUAGGUUUCAGAAUAAAGAAGUACCUUGGAACGAACAUGAACGUGCAAUUAAAAGAGCAUAUUGGUUGGAUUCCCUCAUGAAUGAUAGGAUUUGUAAAGAGCAGUUACGUAUGGAUCAGAGAUGUUUUGAUAAGUUAUGCGAGGUUUUUGUUACUAGAGGAGACCUAGUUACUACUAGGAAUGUGACCGUAAUUGAAAUUGUUGCUUUUUUUCUACAUACUCUUGCCCAUGAUCUGGAGAAUAGAACCAUUGGUGUCGUGUUCACUCGUUUGGGAGAAACGGUAAGCCGUCAAUUCCAUACCGUGCUCAAAGCUGUGAUGAAAAUAGGCAAGUAUUAUAUCAAGCAAGUAGAUUUCAAUGUGACUUAUGAUGGAGACAACAAGUGGAAGUGGUUUGAGGGGGCACUUGGGGCACUUGAUGGGACACUUAUUAAGAUGACAGUUCCCGUCGAAGAUCGACGUAGAUAUAGAGAUAGGAAAGGAGAUAUUACUACCAAUGUACUAGCUACAUGUUAUCCAAGUCUUCGGUUCAAUUAUGUUUUGCCUGGCUGGGAGGGAUCGGCUUCUGAUCCUCGCAUUUUAGGAGACGCGCUCCGAAGACCUAAUGGUCUCAAAGUUCCUAGGAAUAAAUAUUUUCUUGUUGAUUUGGGAUAUUCUAAUGCACAAGGCUUCUUGGCUCCAUAUAAAGGUACACGUUGCCAUUUAAACUUGUGGAAAGGAAGUGCUGCUACAAACUACAAAGAAUUGUUCAACUUGCGUCAUUCAUCCGCACGUAAUACUAUUGAAAGAGCCUUUGGGUUAUUGAAAAAGAGGUGGGCUAUAUUGAGGAAAAGUAGCUUUUAUGAUAAGCAAACACAAGUACGAAUCAUAAAUGCAUGCUUUGUUCUCCAUAAUUUUGUUAGAGAAGAAAAUUUGGAUGAGGAGAAUUUGUUAAAUGAGAUGGACGAUGAUUUAUCAAAUGUAGAAUCUUUUGAUACAAUAGAGGAUGAAGAGGAGGAUUUCACUUUAACGGCACAAGCCUCACCUCAAUGGAACAACUUAAGAGAUGAAAUGUCACAAAAAAUGUUCCGAGAAUACCAAGCUCGAAGGGGGGUAAUGAGCAAUAAAAGAAGCUAUGUGUCUUGGAAUAUGCAGAUGGAUGACAUUCUUACUCGAGUUUUGUUAGAACAAAUCAACAACAAGGAAAAAGGAGAUGGAGACUUUAAGCCUCAAGCUUACCAAGAUGUUGUUGAUGAAUUAAAGAGAGAGUUAGGCAUUGCACUUAAUGCGGAUCAUGUGAGAAACCGAACUAAGUCUUGGAAGAAGCACUAUGGCUGCAUCACGGACAUCAAGACUUAUACAAAAUUUAAGUCGGAUGAUGAAAAAAAAAUUGAUCGUAAUCACAAUGGAAGAUCUACCUCAAUGGACAGAAUAUAUUAA
This is a messenger RNA of Amaranthus tricolor (Joseph's coat), 1551 nucleotides long. RefSeq lists its product as uncharacterized. The transcript is spliced from 3 exons. Lineage: Eukaryota; Viridiplantae; Streptophyta; Magnoliopsida; Caryophyllales; Amaranthaceae. The record is from RefSeq and is a predicted model, not a curated record. The coding region runs from base 1 to 1551 and encodes 516 amino acids.